AAAAUCACUGACAUUGAAAAUAAUUGGACGUUCACUUUACGAAGGACAUACCAUAUAAAGAAACAACAUAGUGUUUUGGAAACACUAUAAAAGGAUUUUACAAACGUUAAGAAGCAAAAGUUGAACACAUUUGAACAUACAAGCCGAGUCAUCCUUAUAAUGAUUCAAAGGUGCCUGAAGUUAGAAACGGGAUAGUCGUACAUUUAACGUUUUUUACAAUAAGUGGGGAUAAAGAGAUUAUCCUUCUAGAAAGAGGAAAAACCAAACCAUUGAGUUUUUCUUACGCGCUGCUUUCGAAAAGUUUCUUUUUAACUGUCACAAAAAAAAAAGCAACGGCGACAUAAUUACCAUCGAUCUAUCUGUUUUACGUAGAACAAAGACAUCAUGUUUCUUUAUUCGCGGUUUCAAUUCCUGUUAUAGGAGUAUUCUUGUGUGUGGCUUGUGCGGUAGUGCUUAUAAAAAAGUGUGUCGACCUUACUUUAGUAUCAUUCGAGAUAAGCGUCGCGAGGCGGCGCUUUCUGACGUAUCGGUAUUGACAUCGUCACGAUCGAGAGAAAGAGAGAUCUCCGGUAACAUAACAUUUGACAUUGUGCAACGAAAAUACAAACAAUAGAAGAUCUAAGAAUUCGGGUUCAAUCACUUUGAAAAAUUUUAUUUAGUGCUCGAGAAGAAAUUAAACAAAUUUGACACACGCCUCGGUGUCUAGGUGUGAAAGGCCAUUUAUUGAUUAUUAUAAUUCAAGGUUGUGACAAGAUAAAAUUGAAAGUCAUGUAUAACAAUUACGGAAAAAGUUCUUUCAAUUACGGAUGGAAAGCAGAAGUAAUGGAACCAGAGUUAAUACGACAACAAGUGAAAGAAAAUGAACUCGGAGAAAAAGGUUCAGGUAUCAGAGCACGGGGUGAGAUUCAAGAUUUUAAUGCGUUAAGAUUGGAAUGUCUUCAAACCGGACGACUCUUUGAGGAUCCAGAAUUUCUAGCGGCCGAUUCAUCUCUGUACUUUUCUAAAAGGCCGGAUAGGUACAUAGAAUGGAGGAGACCGAUGGAAAUCGCGGACGACCCACAACUUUUCGUCGAAGGAUUUUCAAGAUUCGACGUUCAACAAGGCGAAUUAGGCGAUUGUUGGUUACUCGCAGCAGUUGCAAAUCUCACGAUGGAUUCGAAUUUGUUCUUCCAAGUUGUACCGGAAGAUCAAAGCUUUCAAGAAAAUUACGCUGGAAUUUUUCACUUCAGAUUUUGGCAAUAUGGUAGAUGGGUGGAUGUUGUCAUCGAUGAUCGUCUACCUACCUAUAACGGUGAAUUGAUAUAUAUGCAUUCCGCCGAAAGCAACGAAUUUUGGAGUGCUCUUUUGGAGAAAGCUUAUGCUAAACUUCAUGGAUCCUACGAAGCUUUGAAAGGAGGUACAACGUGCGAAGCGAUGGAAGAUUUUACAGGUGGUGUUACCGAGAUGUAUCAGAUGGAGGAAGCUCCACCGAAUUUAUUCAGUGUUCUUUUAAAGGCAUUCGAAAGAAAUUCGCUUAUGGGUUGUUCCAUCGAGCCUGAUCCAAACGUAUUGGAAGCGGAAACGCCUCAAGGACUGAUCAGAGGUCAUGCCUACAGUAUUACUCGUGUCAAGUAUGUAGAAAUUCAGACGCCAAAUCAAUAUGGUAGAAUACCAUUGCUCAGAUUACGAAAUCCAUGGGGUAAUGAAGCAGAAUGGAAUGGUCCUUGGAGCGAUAAGUCACCAGAAUGGAGAUUUAUUCCUGAUCAUGAGAAAGAAGAAUUAGGAUUAACUUUCGACAUAGAUGGCGAAUUUUGGAUGUCUUUUCAAGAUUUUACACAAUACUUUACGCAACUUGAGAUUUGUAACUUAAAUCCAGAUUCUUUGACAGAAGGUGAUAUCAAUGCUGGGAAGAAACGAUGGGAAAUGAGCGUUUUUGAAGGAGAGUGGGUACGUGGAGUUACAGCCGGUGGUUGCAGAAAUUAUUUAGAAACGUUUUGCCACAAUCCUCAAUAUCGAAUAACAUUAGAGUAUCCUGACGAGGAUGAUGAUAAAUGUACGGUUAUAGUUGCAUUGAUGCAAAAGAAUAGACGAGCCCAACGACGGAUGGGUGCAGACUGUCUUACUAUUGGAUUUGCUGUAUACUAUUUGGAACAUCCUGAGAGAUUACCAAAACCAUUGGAUAUGAAUUUCUUCAAAUAUAAUGCAUCCGUAGCACGAUCACCAGCUUUCAUUAAUUUGCGUGAAGUUACAUGCCGAUUCAAAUUGCCACCGGGAGUUUAUUGUAUAGUUCCGAGCACUUUCGAUCCUAACGAAGAAGGUGAAUUUUUACUGAGGAUAUUUUCAGAGAACAAGAAUAAUAUGGAAGAAAAUGAUGAGGAAGUCGGAGUUGGAGAAGUUGAUGAUAGGGUGAUUAAUCCCAAAGGCACUAACACGGAUGCGGAUGAUGAAAAAGUCCGUGAAGAACCUGAACCUGAUCGAAAUAUCGAAAAAGUACGAGAAUUCUUUAGAAAACUCGCUGGUGAUGAUAUGGAAGUGGAUUGGAUGGAACUUAAAGAAAUCUUGGAUUUUGCAAUGAGAAAAGAGUUACCACAGUCGACGCGUCGUAGCGAGGCACAUGAACCUGAAUCAGUGCAAAAAGAUGGUUCUUUUAUCGACACUGUCAUCUCACUGCUGUGCGGCAUUGUUUGUAAUAAUGAACAAUACAAUAAAUCUGUAGAUAUGCAAGAUAGAGGAUUUACUAAGGAUGUAUGUCGGAGUAUGGUAGCUAUGUUAGAUGUAGAUCAUUCUGGAAAGCUUGGAUUUGAAGAAUUCAGAACCUUGUGGAAUGACAUUAGGAAAUGGAGGGCUGUUUUCAAAUUAUAUGAUAAAGAUGAGUCUGGAUAUUUAAAUGCGUUUGAAUUACGACAAGCUUUGAAUAGUGCAGGAUACAGACUCAAUAACCACAUUUUAAAUAUUUUGGUACAUCGCUAUGGAACUAAGGAUGGGAAGAUAAUGUUUGAUGAUUAUAUAAUGUGUGCCGUACGAUUAAAAACAAUGAUCGAUAUGUUCAGAGAGAGAGAUCCUGAUCAAACUAAUUCGGCUACAUUCACAAUGGAAGAAUGGAUAGAGAAAACAUUAUAUUCUUAAAAUAUUGUGCCUUAUUGUAAAUGCAUUUUUUCAGAUAUUACCUUAUAAAGGCAAUGCAGUUUUUCUGAUUGAGAUGCCAAUAUAAAAGCUCAUAUAUUUUCAAAGCCAAAGGAUUAGCAAAAUUCAAAUUUUUACUCGUUGACAGUGCUGCUUUUCUGCAUACCUGAAUUUAUAAUUCUUUAGACACAGGAAUACAUUCUAAUAGAAUUAUAUUAAAUAACUAUAUCGUUAAUGAAUAGAAAAUUUUUUUUAAGAUUUGAAA
Molecule: messenger RNA, 3367 nt
Organism: Vespula pensylvanica (western yellowjacket)
Lineage: Eukaryota; Metazoa; Arthropoda; Insecta; Hymenoptera; Vespidae
Gene: Calpb
Product: calpain-A-like
Exons: 16
Coding region: 769-3105 (778 amino acids)
Biological process (GO): proteolysis
Cellular component (GO): cytoplasm
Molecular function (GO): calcium ion binding; calcium-dependent cysteine-type endopeptidase activity
Source: RefSeq, a predicted model, not a curated record